CUCAGUAUUCUGGAAGUGGAGGUCCCUCAUUCACAAAUUUGGGAUUUCACUAGGAAAACUAGGUUUGCGAUGGAAAGCGUGAUUAGAGAAGGUGCUCUGAGGUUGCUGACUACCGAAAGUUCUUGUGACGUCAUUCUGAGCUGCCAGGGACAUCGUAUGAUGGCGCACAAGCUAAUUUUAUCAAUGGCUAGUCCAGUGUUCAGGAAUUUACUGAAUGAAGCACCCUCAGAUCCGACUGUGAUAAUCUUCCCUGACGUAUCCAGCAACACAAUGUCUCUAGUACUGGACUACAUAUACACCGGUAAUGUCGUAGUCUACUCAAACACAAUCCAGGACUUUAUUAGCCUAGCCGCUCUCCUUAGAAUUCAGCUGGAUAUUGGCUUAAGCCAAAUGUUACCAGAAAAAGACAACCUAAUCCAACAGAAUGACCAAAAAUUCGUGAAAAAAAACGGGGAGUUGGGUUCGCAAAGCGAUGUGGAGUUUUACAGCAAGAGAAAUCAAAGGAAGUUACCGAAGUUGAUGCCUCUCCAUCGGUUUCGAAUUCAAGAAAAGCAAGCGAUACAAAGAAAAAUGUGUAAUUAUGUUUUACCUAGUCCUUGGUGUCCCAGAUUGAACGGAUUAUAUGGUGAUCCAAGGAACACGGAGUUUAGUCAUGGAGAAAAUCGAAUUUCUUCGCCAAUCCACCAUGAAACACCAGAAAACGAUUCCAACAAUAACAUACAAAUGAAAACAUCAUCAGAUCAUUACAAAACAACCAGCGUGAGCCCGAGUUUUCAAAACCUACGUAACCCCAGUUCAUCGAAGGGCUAUAAUACAGAACUAUACGCUAUUAGAAAUGUACACAACGGUUCAACUUGUACCGUAUCCCGAUCACCAGAUAAUUCUUCCACGACUAUUAUGGAAAGCUGCAGGCCACUAAACCUGGGAACAAAAUUGAAGAAGGUGGAAAAUAUUGUCGACUUGAAUACCAUAUCACCAGAAGUUCUUUCGCAGUCUCUCAAACCACCAAAUCUAGAAGUGGUUGGUACUCGAAAGAAACCUGAAAUCGUGAAUAAUCUAAACGAAGCAAAACAGAAUCCCAUACAAGCGGAUAUAGCCCUAUCAAAAAGUGUCACCUUGAUCGAUUUUGAAGGAGCGAAAGAAAAAAUCCGAUUGCCUUCGAAAGACAUUGGCUCAGAUCAUUCUUGCAGUAUUGAUGGCGAAGAAGACAUGGACGGUAGACUGACGAAUAAAAGACGUCCUAAAGAGAAACUUUAUAAGUGCGAGGAUUGUGAGAAGUCGUUCAGUCAACUGAGAAAUUAUAAAUAUCACAGAUCUGUCCACGAAGGCACUAAAGAAUUUGCUGCCAAGUGUUCGGAAUGUGGCAAAACAUUCAACGACAAGGGCUACCUGUCCAGUCACAUGAAGAUCCACAGAGAUAAAAAGGAAUAUGCGUGUCCACAUUGUCCAAAGAGGUUCAAUCAACGGGUGGCGUACAAUAUGCACCUCAGAAUACAUACUGGUUUGAAACCUCAUGAAUGUUCUACCUGUGGCAAAAGUUUUUCGAGAAAAAUGCUCCUGAAACAGCAUCAACGUGUCCAUACCGGCGAAAGACCGUAUACUUGUCCAGAAUGUGGGAAAUCAUUCGCCGAUAGAUCAAAUAUGAGCUUACAUGCAAGACUACACACAGGUGUGAAACCGUACGCUUGCACGUUAUGUCCAAAGAGUUUCACCAAGAAGCAUCAUCUAAAGACACACAUGAACUUCCACACAGGUCUCAAGCCGUAUACUUGCCAGAAAUGUGGACUAGCCUUCUCGCAAAGCAGCAAUAUGAGGACCCACUACAAGAAAUGCCUCUUGAAAGAUGUCCACUCUGGCAGCAGUGGGGGGCAGGAAACUGAGGACGCAAUUAACGAUCUUGAAAGUUCAUGAUCCAAACGAAUAAGAAACAAUAAGCGGGUGAAUCCAAAAUAAAUGAUGCUCUCUCAUACUAAAACUGCUUGAAUUAGACUAUUUCGUCGCUGUGGAAGUAUAGUCCAUCUCGCAUUUCACCAACCAUCUUGGUUGGUGAAUUGCGCGUCGAGAAUAGUAUUGCAGUUCUGUUGUGUGGGGCGGGUCUCUAUUGUAUUUAUUCUACGCCGGAAAUUCCAAUUCAAAAGGCGAGUACUUACUUGGCUAAUUGAGAACUUGUUUCAUGAUAUUUUUCACAAACAAAAAGUUUUGUAAGUAACCUAACAUCUGAAAUUGGUUGAAUAGUUUUUAUAAGUCAUAAUAACCGCUCAGUUUUCGAGAUACAAUGUGUCGAAAAUCUGAAUUCAAUAUACACACGUUACAUUCAGGUGAUGAAGAGAGAUGUAUUUCGAUUUAUAAUGAGCUACUUGUGAUGAAUCUUUGUUGUACUAAUGAAUAUUACUUGAAUUCUAUCCCAACACCAAACCUUUAUUUUCAACAC
Molecule: messenger RNA, 2431 nt
Organism: Leptinotarsa decemlineata (Colorado potato beetle)
Lineage: Eukaryota; Metazoa; Arthropoda; Insecta; Coleoptera; Chrysomelidae
Biological process (GO): regulation of gene expression
Cellular component (GO): nucleus
Molecular function (GO): protein binding
Source: RefSeq, a predicted model, not a curated record